Molecule: messenger RNA, 6341 nt
Organism: Melanotaenia boesemani (Boeseman's rainbowfish)
Lineage: Eukaryota; Metazoa; Chordata; Actinopteri; Atheriniformes; Melanotaeniidae
Gene: znf536
Product: zinc finger protein 536
Exons: 8
Coding region: 525-4868 (1447 amino acids)
Biological process (GO): regulation of DNA-templated transcription
Cellular component (GO): nucleus
Molecular function (GO): RNA polymerase II cis-regulatory region sequence-specific DNA binding; DNA-binding transcription factor activity, RNA polymerase II-specific
Source: RefSeq, a predicted model, not a curated record
GUGAGUCCCCGGGGAGCGGUCCUGCGUUUUGUAUGCAUGGGGAUUGGCAGCACAACGAGGCUUAUUUACAUUAAAUACGCCACAAGGUUACAGUGCAGAUAGAUGAGCGUCAUUUUUAUCACUCAUUACUUCUCUUAAGCGGUGACUGACGCUCAGGACGCAGAGGAGGAAACACUCAUUUAUCCAGGAGUUUCUAAGGCGAAGAGAAGAGGGGGGAAGAAUCGGAACAGUUUUCCCGAAAGGCUCUUGUCGUCCCACCUUCUGUGAAGCUGUCUGCGCUCUUCCUGACAUCCGGCAGUCGUUGGAGAGGUGGCAGUCACACAGGGCUUCCUGAUCAGUGUCGACCAGAAGCGGAGCUGAAGCUGGCUUAACGGGGCUAAGCACACUGUCACGCUGUCUAAGAAACUACCCCCACUCACUGUCUGAGGUGGCUCUUCCAGUACUCAGUAGUCAGUGAGGAGAGACAGCGAGAAGCCUCUUGAUCCCAACAGGUUGUGCACCAGUAUGCAGGUGGUGUAUUAAGGAUGGAGGACUCUAGUUUAUGUCUUGGUGUAUCAUCGGCAGUGCCUGACACUGAUGCCCAUCUCAGCAGUGCAGUGUUAAAUGGUCGCUACCCAAUAAGCCAGAAGCUUCACCAGCUUACUGCCCAGCUAGGACACGCCUUUCCUGACCUACACCGCCCACAACAGAUUCCCGAAGAGAAGGCAGCCACACCUUUGGAUGAGAAGACACACCACGCAGCCCUGGCCAGUCAACCUAUAAGCAGUCAGAUGGCCCUGUUAGCCAAUCAACUCAACCGAGAUAUUAAUGCGGGAGCACUGAGCGGGCUGAACGGGCGUGUUGACCUGCAGCAGUUUCUCAAUGGACAGAACUUGGGCAUUAUGUCUCAAAUGAAUGAUAUUGAGGACGAUGCUCGCAAGAAUAGGAAAUAUCCCUGUCCACUAUGUGGCAAACGCUUCCGUUUUAACAGUAUCCUGUCACUGCAUAUGCGCACACACACAGGAGAGAAGCCAUUCAAGUGUCCCUACUGCGACCACAGAGCAGCUCAGAAAGGCAACUUGAAGAUCCAUCUCCGCACCCACAAAUUGGGGAACCUUGGUAAGGGUCGUGGUCGUGUCCGAGAGGAGAACAGGCUACUGCAUGAGCUUGAGGAGAGGGCAAUCUUAAGAGAUAAGCAGAUGAGAGGGAGUGGUAGUCUCCUCCAGACAGCUCAACCACCCCAUUUGGGCCUUAACAGCAGCUCCAACACUCUUCAGCAAAUAGGAUCGGCCUGUGCCCCCCCACCCGCAUCAGGCCUUGCCACUCCAGACACACUUUCUCAGCCAUCUUCUUCACCCAAGCCGGCUGGCACUCAGGAUGAUCAGUCCCUGAACCCAACUACUGGCUUCCGUUGUACUUUUUGCAAAGGAAAGUUCAAGAAGCGUGAAGAGCUGGACCGCCACAUCCGCAUACUCCACAAGCCCUACAAAUGUACUUUGUGUGAGUUUGCUGCCUCCCACGAAGAGGAGCUGAUAAGUCAUGUGGAGAAAGCCCACAUCACAGCUGAAACUACGCAGGGCCAGGGUGGUGGUGGAUCUGGUGGCAUGCAGAUGGCCACUGAAUUUCGUUGUGAUGUUUGUGGCCAGGUGUUCAGCCAAGCUUGGUUCCUUAAGGGUCACAUGCGAAAGCACAAGGACUCCUUUGAACACUGUUGCCAAAUUUGUGGCCGUCGCUUCAAGGAACCCUGGUUCUUGAAGAACCAUAUGAAGGUACAUCUUAACAAACUGGCUAUUAAGAGCAAGCCACCCCAGCCCAGUGAGCAGGACCUAGUUUCCGUUAAUAGCAUGAGCAGUUUGGCUCAGGAAGCUCAUGCCAACCUUUAUUCUCGCUACAUCUCCUGUCUUCAAGGAGGCUUCCUUUCACCAGACAAACAGGGCCUGAGUGAGCAGCACCAGAUGUUGGCUAAAGCAGGAAUUGUCAUGAAGGAGAAAGAGAUGUUAGGAAAACUGCUAGGACCAAUGGCAGGAGGAAUGGGUCAUGGUUUGGGUGAAAAUGAAAAGCGCUCACUCAUUGGUUGUCUUAAUCUUGUGCCACCACUCAAAUCAAGCUGCAUGGAGCGUCUCCAGGCUGCUGCAAAAGUGGCAGAGAUGGACUCCCUCAAUAGCUACCAAGCCUGGCAGAUAAUGGCUCGUGGUAUGGAUAUGGACAGGGCUUUCAUGCCUAAGGAUCAACAGCAGCACCAGCCCCAUAUAACUCCAGGGCAGGAAGAUGAGAUGGGUGGCACAGGGGCCUUGGCUUCCUACCCAAAGGACAAACAAGACUACUCCUUGAUUACCUCCAGUGAUAGUUCCAAGCAGAAGCAGCUCUCUGAGUCAUUACAAGGUUCUAAGUCCUCUGGUGGAGCCAUGAUACCUAUGAAAGAAGAUGGAAGAGGUUUUGAAAUUCACCGUGACCUAAUGCCCCACCAUGGUAGUGCUGAGCCUUCGGGAGCCCUGGCUGGCAUAGGAGGUCCAAACACUGACUACAGCCUGUCCAAUCUGUCUAGCCUGAAGGAAAAGCCUUCAGAGUGUCCAGACUGUGGCCGGGUCUUUCGAACCUACCAUCAAAUGGUUGUUCACUCCCGAAUACAUGGUAAAGACAAACGUAGCAUUGAUGAAGCACUGCAGCAAGGCUUGGAUGAACGACGUGGCUCAGCCAGUGACCCUGAGUGCCAAUCUAUCAGCCGGUCCACCACCCCAGGUUCAUCCAAUGUCACCGAAGAGAGUGGUGCUGGAGGAGGACAUUCUCAGACAGGAAGCAUCCAAGAUGACAGCCCGCAUCCUUCCUCUCCAUCUUCAGAUGUUGGGGAGGACUCGGGGAAGGCAGCAGGGAGUAUUCAGCCGCCUCCGACCCAAGUUCGUGAGCGAUGUCUAGGCUCAUCUUCCAAGGAUUGUCCCUACUGCGGCAAGUCCUUCCGCACGUCCCAUCAUCUCAAAGUCCACCUGCGGAUACACACAGGAGAGAAACCCUACCGAUGCCCUCAUUGCGACUAUGCCGGCACCCAGUCUGCCAGUCUGAAGUACCACCUGGAGCGCCACCAUCGUGAACGUCAAAAUGGCUCCACCACUUCUGGCCCAUCUUCAGGCCACAGCACUUCUGAUCAUAAAGAGGAUCAUGGAAAGCCAGGCGGUGGCAUCUUUGCCCGACCAGAUGUCCUCCGUAAUGUUUUCAAGGGUAUGCCUCCCAACCUAGACUUCAGAGCAGGUCCAUUGCUGCCACAUCAGUGGGCGUCAGCUGGCAUGGUGUCUUCGCAUGACCGAGAUCGUGGUGACCGCCGUUUUGACUCCUCCUCUUUAGCUGAGAACAUGAAGACUGCUGAUGGUCCAUCCUCUGUGGUCUCAACAGUAACAGAUAGUGCCGCCAGCUUUUCUGAUCUAAGCAGGGCUUACCAAAGCAUGAUGGGAAAUGGAGUCCACUUUCAAGGUUCUCUCCAAGCUUUCAUGGACAGCUUCGUCCUCAGCUCCAUGAAGAAGGAUCUUAAAGAAAAACACAGUCCAAUACAGCUCCCAGUGCAGCGCUACCAUGAUAAUGGUGAGCCAAAAGCCAAACGAGUCAUUUCAAAUGACCAGGACAGAGAGGAAAAGGCUGAAGCUAAACAGAAAUCAGAGCCUGGCAAACCCGGAUCCCAGUAUGAACCACUCGAUCUGUCUGUAUCAGUCCGGCCUGAGUCUGCAUCUGGAUCUCUUCCUGGCUCUUCAGUUACCAUCCAUGAUAAUGUGGCCUGGCAUGGCUGCCUCUUCUGCUCUUUCUCUACUUCAUCAUUAGAGCUCAUGGCUCUGCACCUCCAGGCCAACCAUCUGGGUAAGGCCCAAGUCCAGCGGUCUGAAUCAGGCAAAGAAAUUCAUCAAGAGGGUUCUCCCACCACCUCUAUCCUUCACUCUUCCAAUACCAAGACCUCUGGUUUAGCUCUUGAGAGAGAUGGAGAUCACAUGGAUCAGCCAUACAACCCAUUCCAGAGUGACUUCUACCGGAGAUUUGGUGGCUUGUAUGAUGAAUCUCCAAGACCCAAUCAGGGCAUUCAGGGGUACAUUGGCCAAGCAGAGCAGGGUCUGGAACUUCCUAGCCAGGCUUUUAGAGGAACAUCUGUAGCUGGAGAUGACCAGUUUGGUGAGAGGGGCUCUUGUGGAGAUGCUGAAGAUGACCACAUUGGAUCAGAUGAAGAAGCUGCAAAGCCUGGGGAGCACAGUCCCAAUGAGACCCCCUCAACCACCCCCAAGCGACAACAGCUGCAGAAUCACUCUGAUGGAGAUGAAGAUGACAGAGGAGCAGCUGAAGAAGAAGAGGACAGAGAUGAAGAUGAGCAAAUGGACAUGUUGAGAGAAGAAGAGGAAAGUUCUGCUUCUGACCACAAUCAGACCCACCACAAGCAACUCCUAAAUGACUCCUCCCUUCCUCCAAGGAGUGGAGCUGGUUUGGCGGCAUCCUCCUCCGUGAUGACACCGAUGUCUCUGGUUCCUCAACCCCAGAAUCAAACGUUGCCACUGGAGAAGCAGUGGCAUCAGGGCUUGGACCUCCUGUCUCCAGGAGGUCCUCCAGGACUGUUGAAAGCUGAGCAGCAAACUCACCUAGAGCAGCAAAUAAACAUGCUGUCUGUCCUCAGAGCCUACAGCAACGACAGCCUGCCCGCAUUCAACGGCCUGGGAGGUGGAGGUAGCGGAGCAGCCUCAGGAGGCAUGAAGAGGUCUGAUGCACCUGCACAUCUGUGGGUAGGAGAGGAGGACCAGCCCAUGAACCAUGACCCCACGUUGAUCCUCCAGCCCAACCAUCUUAACAACGACCUUACCCACCCUAACAACCAUAACCUAGGCGACCCCAAGGGGCUGGACGCCCAUGCUGUAAACAAAGACUAACGACCCACAACGGAGGCAGAGUGAUGAGGAUGGUGAUGAAGGGGAUGAGGAUGUGGAGGAGGAGGAGAAGGAUGAUGAAGGUUAAAUGAAGGAAAACACUAUAACAAAGACUUUAUUUAAAAUGAAAAAAGAAACAAAAACAAGAAAAAACAAACUAUCAUCAGAAUGAAGACAAGGUGAGAACUAUAUGACGGGGCGUUUUGGGACCGGAUUUGCGAGAUGGACCUAAUGACUUUUGCAAGCAUCCUUGGACACUAAUCAAAGUGACAACCUUCCUGUUGUGUCUCCUGUGGUCUGAAUGCCCCUUGUCUUUGUUGUCUUCUACAUUGUUUUUGUUUGUCUUUAUUUUGAUGAAACUACCUGUUGGACUAGCACUUCUUGUAACUGGCCCUGCAAUUACUGAUACAUUCCUUGAACUAGAAAGAUAUGUCAUUUUAAUUAGGACUGAAGUUUAAUGCUUAAUGAAAUGCUUUUUCUCCUGUUAAAUGAAGAGGAUAGUUACUCCACUAGUCCACAGACCUCCUUGUAUUUUACCUGGUAGAAUGUUUUCUGCUGCUGAAGCGAAACUCAACAUUAGCAGACUGUUCACUGAGACCAAGCACAUUCCUGUCAAACUAGCCACGUGUGGCUCACCUAUCAGCAGCUUCAUAGAUUCAUCAUGUAUGUCCCACAACCAUCACUCUGAUUAUGAUUAAAAAAGGAAAGAUCAGCAUUUUUUUUUUAACGUUUGUUUUCAGAAAAAAUCCACAAAGUAUCGCAGCUACGACUGCUCAACUUCUGAUGAUGGUGGUGCUAAUGAUGAUUUUGAUGAAGACAAAAUAUUCAAACUGCCCUUAAAUGUGUUGGUAAAACUACAUUGCCUUCCAUAACCAGGCUUUUGCCCCACUACAGUAUAUCAGUUUGUCUUUUUUCCUUGUUCUGUAUUAUUUAAAGCAGUCCCUGUAGGUGCUGCGUGUACAUAGAGAGAUAUACAGUAGCUGGAAAAAGUGAAAGUUCAAAACAUCCGUGAUGAGGGAAAGGAAAGAAGCUACAGUAGUUUAAAUGGCCACAGUCUCAAAUGGUCGACGUUCUUCUCACGUUUAAAAGAGAGGAAUUAAAAGAGAAAAAAAAGAAAUACAAAAGUGGGAACAGUUUCUUUCUUCAUAACCCCACCUUUCAUAUCUUAUGUCAGCCUGAAGGACUCUAGUGUUGCAGAUGUUUGUAAAAUACUGCCACCUAUCAUUGUUGCACAGUGUUACUGACUACUGAAAACAGUUUGAUGUAUUUACUUUAAGAUGACAAAAAAUAAAUAAAAAUGAAAAAAUACAACUGGAAAAAAGACAUAUUGUGUAUAGCCUUAGAUACAAGUCAUCUGUUAUUGCUUCUACAAAGCUAUGUAACUGUGCUAGACCGUAGGAUGUAGGUUGAUUUUAUUUUUAAUUUUUAUAUGUACUGUACAUUAAUGCCUUGUCCAUUUACUGAUCCAAAAAAAGA